AUGACAUCAAGAGUGACACUGGCCCCGGGUAAGGAGAUACCCAGCACAUUUACAUCCCUGCACCUGCCCUGCUGCCCAGAGCAGCGGCACAAAAAUCCCCAGCAGCAUCAGCAGCAGAAGAAGCUCUAUAAAGCUCCUCUUGCCAUCCCUGACACUCCACCAACAGCAGCCACUGACCUGCCUCAGGCUCUGCUGCCACAGCACCCUUGGCCAGCACAGCUCUGCUCCCCAGCUCACACCAUUGAAGCUUGUCACCCUCCACAGCAAUUCAAUGUCACUUCAUAUGGAACCAUAACUGUGGCCAUCAUCACCCUGGAGGCAUUUCCUAACAUGUGGAUAAAUGCCUUCCUUGUUUUUGUGCUUUGCAUUGCCUGGGUGAAAAAGAAAACCUUGAACUCUAAUGAGAAGAUCUUGCUGCUGGUGGGUUGCUCCAGGUUUUGCUAUUUGUGCUUCUCAUGGGUAUAUAAAUUUCUUUCCUUUAUUUAUCCCAAUUACCUUUAUGUUCCCACCAUACUUCAACUAGCUGUAUUUUUUCAAGCCUUUUUUAAUCAUUGCAACUUGUGGUUUUCUGCUUCUCUUUGUGGUUUCUACUGCAUAAAAAUUGCCAAUUUCAGCUACAGGUCCUUCAUCCACCUGAAAGUAAAAAUUGACAGGAUUGUGCCCUUGCUCUUGUUGGGAUCAGGGAUUUUAGCCUUGGUUAUUGGCAUCGUUGCCUAUGACAUCGCUGACAAACCGCACUGCAACAACAAUUCCACUGGACGAGGAAAUUUUGGGACAGCAAAUAUCAAAAUGGAUAAACAUUUUUUCCCUUCUUUUUUUCUUGCUGGCUUUGAAUAUGCUGCUUCAUUCAUGGUAGUCAUCUUUGCUGCUGUUUCCCUUCUCUUUUCGCUCUAGAGACACAAGCGCACAAUGCAGACAAACUCCAUGAAGGACCUCAGCAUGGAUGCCCACAUCAGAGCCAUGAAAUCUGUCCUCUCCUUCUUAGUGAUGUACAGCAUCAACUUUCUAUGUUUGGUCUUAAAUAUGGUUUAUGUCACAAAGAAGGGAAAUCAUAUGACAUUUCUCAUUGUAGUAUUUCAGUACAUUUUUCCAGGUCUUCACUCCCUUAUUCUGAUCUUCAGCAAUCCUAAAUUAGAAAAGGCACUGCUAAAGAUUCUUCCCUUACAAAGAAGUGUAAAGUGCAAAGUUUGCAUGAGUUAG
Messenger RNA from Serinus canaria (Common canary), 1200 nucleotides. Its product is annotated as taste receptor type 2 member 9-like. Lineage: Eukaryota; Metazoa; Chordata; Aves; Passeriformes; Fringillidae. Gene Ontology annotation, biological process: G protein-coupled receptor signaling pathway; detection of chemical stimulus involved in sensory perception of bitter taste; sensory perception of taste. The record is from RefSeq and is a predicted model, not a curated record. The transcript has 2 exons. Gene Ontology annotation, molecular function: bitter taste receptor activity; G protein-coupled receptor activity. Gene Ontology annotation, cellular component: membrane.